Messenger RNA from Drosophila navojoa, 703 nucleotides. It is a transcript of the gene lobo, whose product is annotated as coiled-coil domain-containing protein lost boys. Lineage: Eukaryota; Metazoa; Arthropoda; Insecta; Diptera; Drosophilidae. The record is from RefSeq and is a predicted model, not a curated record. Gene Ontology annotation, cellular component: motile cilium. Gene Ontology annotation, biological process: flagellated sperm motility.
UCGUAUCAACAUUUUGAAAGGGAAAACGUUGUUAUAGCAACAGAGCAAAAAUUUAUUGCGAACAGAAAACACAAAAGAAAACAGAAUUAAAAACAGCUUCAAUAUGCCGAAACCAGUAACUUCUAAGUACAAGAAAUUCUCGGCGGUCAUAGACCCAAAUAAACACGCGGCCAAGCUAAAAGAAAUUGAGGAACGGCACGCGGAAGAGUUGGACAUGUACUUUGGAUAUGAAGAAGAGGGCGAAGAGGAAUGCAGUGAAUUCGAAAAUGUGGAGAGUGAAUUCAGUUUAUCCGAAGGGGAACCCGCUCUGCAAAUCGGAAGAAUUGAUCUCUCGUUUCCCGAGACAAGGGAAGAGUUCCAGGACAGUCCCCAAUGCUACCCACCAUCAUACUACACCCUGUCCCCGAAAGAGAGACUCCUCCUGCUCUAUGCCGAAAACUUCCGCAAGCAGUUUGUACUGAACUAUCCCCGCCGUCGUGCUUUGGUGCUGGCCCUGCCUAACGAAUGCAAUGUUCAGAAAUUCGUGUGUACCACAAUAAGGCCGACAGCGUUUGCUUACCCAGAGCUGAUAUCAAGUGUUGAGGAAAUUUCGAAGUUUGUUGCUGACUUUGUUCAAUAUGAGCCAAUGGACGACGAAACUAAUUUGGUAAGCCAACUUCACACACUACCAAUACUCAGUUUUGAAAGAAAAGACGAUACAUAG